GCAAAGACUACCGUGCGAGUGAGACAUGGCGUGGCGACGAUGCUUGGCUGGGGCGGGCGCCGCGUCGGCUUCUCUUUCGGGUGCAGCGUACUACUACCGCCCUGAUCCGAGCGGGGAGCUUUUGGACAAAAGACGAAGCAUGUCGCCCAACGAUCGAUGCGAUGACGCGACGGAGGCGGAGCCGAUACUGUUGCGAGGGGCGAGGUCGGCGGUGAUGACGCCGGUGGCCGUCUUGAGCCGGGCGGUACUGUUCGGGCUCAACAACACGCGCCUCGUCAAGGACGAGCGGCACGCGCGGCUGGUGGAUCUCGUGCGCGACAGACCAGAGGGAGAACCGCUCUUGACGGUGGCGAACCACGCGUCGACGCUGGACGACCCCGCGGUGAUGGCGGUGCUGCUGCCCUGGGAUAUCGUGGUCCGGCCGAAGCUGAUGCGGUGGUCGAUCUGCAGCCAGGAGAUUUGCUUCGAGACGAAGGCGAUCGCUUCCUUUUUCGGCGCUGGAAAGGUCCUGCCCAUCGAGCGCGGCGGCGGGCUCGACCAGAAGCUGCUCUUGAACUUUUCGCGAAAGCUCGCGGCCGGGGGAUGGUGCCACAUUUUCCCAGAGGGAAAAACCGUCCAGACGGGUACAAUAGGGGGAAGGUCUCCGCCUGCCUCGAGAGACCUGGGCCGGCUCAAGUGGGGGGUGGGGAGGAUGAUCGCGCACGCCCCGCGAACGCCGCAAGUGGUGCCCUUCUUCCACACGGGGAUGCAGAACCUGGUGGCGGAGGACCCUGCCACGAAGGACGUUUUGCCGAGACAACCCCAGUUCUUUAACAACAUAACAGUUAGGGUGGGCGAUGCGAUAGAAGUGGCAGACCUCCUUGCUCAGCACGAGGACGAGCACGGCCCGCUGUGGAAGUACUCCGCGGCCGUCGCGCAAGGGGGCGCCGACGAUGAGUGCAAGUGGGCGUCUUGUUCCGCCGCGGACAAGAAGCUGUACAGCGCCAUCACGCGAAGGGUAGAGGCGGCGCUGCACGCGCUGGAGGCUGAGGCGAGGUUGGAGCUCGGGGACGCCUACCCGACAGUUCCUAGUGUCGUAGCCAGCGGGGACUACCUGGUCCUACUUGGGGAGCAGUAGAGGGCGACCUCUGGUCGUUGUGCUUUGACGGUGUAUGUAUGUGGGGGGAUCAUUGCUUAACGCGGUCAUUGCAUUGACAUGAAGGUCGGUGUGAUUUUUUUUAUGGUGUCGAACAACCUGGAUCAUCAUUUCCAGGGCAAGGGAAAGUAUCUGGUGCUAAGAUCCUGCCUUCGCAUGUACGAGCUCCAUUUUGCAUGCUUUCCCUGACCAGCAUUGACGCAGUGUUGUUCUUUUGUUCAUUCGUUUCGCAUCCAAAUAAGUGUGGAGCGGUUGUCCGAGGGGGGAGGGGGGGGUGUCUACAGAGUGAAUACAAGCGGGCGGGCCUCUACGAGUUUUGGGUGGCUGAAGGUUAACUACUAUCCACACGGUUUGAAGUGGAGUAUGGUUUGUGGCAUGAAUUUUGGUCCGUGCUUACGCUGUUUGGAUGCAGCAUAAGCAUAAUUUUUAGUACUGUUUGUCGAGGUGCGGAUGAGUUCUGGGUGUGGUGGUCGGGUUUUGUGCAGUAGUCUACACAGCAAAAGAUUAGCAAACACAUGGGAUACAGUAUUCAAUCCGUGCUUUGGGGUUAGGGUUAGGGUUAGGGUUAGGGUCUACGUGCCCCCUCGCUGUUCUUUUUCUAGAUACUCUUAAAAUCCUGCGUAGGCGGUCCGUUUUGUGUCAUGGAGUUGAGGCAUUUUUUCAUGGUAUAUAUUUUUUGUUGGCUGCGGAAACGUUUUUUGUCUGUGGGAAGCCUGGGCCGAAUUGGAAAGACAGCGUUGUCUCGUUAAAUGCUUCGGUAGCCCUCAAUUAUAUUUCAGUGAACAGGGGCAGCACAGGAGGAGUAGUCCGCGGCACCUGGUGGGAUUAUACGCAUACACGUAGCAGUUCUCUGCAUGAUUUGACAGCAUUGUCACGUACAGAAUUCCCCCGAGCUGUCACAUCAUCCCGAUUAUUUGGACGUCGAUCUCGAGGCCGUCCAAUUUUUGAAAGUGCGUGCUCAU
Messenger RNA from Ectocarpus sp. CCAP 1310/34, 2097 nucleotides. The record is from the annotation of a GenBank genome assembly. NCBI's taxonomy places the organism in Eukaryota, Phaeophyceae, Ectocarpales, Ectocarpaceae.